AUGGCGCUGGCCCGGCUCGGGAAGGUGGUUCCCAAAACCAGCAUCCUCUUCCUGUGCGACAUGCAGGAGAAGUUCCGGCCCAACAUAGCUCACUUCCCCCAGAUUGUGGCUGUGGCAGCGCGCAUGUUGAAGGGCGGGCGGGAGCAGUAAACCAAAAAGAAAAAACCUGCGGGGGCGGCCAAAGCGGUGAAGCACAAAACAAAACCAAAAACAAAAAAGGAUUCGACGGAAUGCCGCCCCUUGGAAUCUGCCGCCCCAAGCACGAGCUUGCUCGGCUGGUGCCUGGAGCCGGCCCUGUUUACGAGUGUCCUGAUGAAAACAGGACAGAAAGGGCCAGGACUAUUAGGCAGCUGCAGUUGCAGACGCUGGCCACUGGGUGGCGGCCUAACCCUGGAGGAUUGAUGGUGGCGCAGCUGCUAGAGAUCCCGGUGGUGGUGACAGAGCAGUACCCUCAGGGGCUGGGCCCUACGGUGCCCGAGCUGGGGGCCGAGGGGCUGAGGAAGUUCCCCAAGACCUGCUUCAGCAUGCUGGUCCCGGAGGUGGAGGAGGAGCUGGGGGCACUGCCCCACCUGCGCUCUGUGCUCCUGUGCGGCAUUGAGACCCAGGCCUGCAUCAUGAGCACAGCGCUUGAUGCUCUGGAGCGGGGGCUGGACGUUCACGUGGUGGCCGAUGCGUGCUCCUCCAGAAGCCAAGUGGACCGGCUGGCGGCCCUGUCCCGCCUGCGGCAGAGCGGUGCCUUCGUCACCACCAGCGAGGGGCUGAUCCUGCAGCUGGUCAGAGACGCCGCCGACCCCCGCUUCCGACAGAUCCAGAAGCUCAUUAAGGACCCGGCCCCGGACAGCGGCCUCCUCUCCCUGUUCCCAGGACAGAGCCCCGGCUUCAGCUAACCCUGUGGCCCCCAGGCUUCCCCACCCCCGUUCCCAGCACAUGGGGCAGGGCAGGGCUGGAAUAAACCCUUCAAUACAGUGA
Messenger RNA from Chrysemys picta bellii (western painted turtle), 969 nucleotides. It is a transcript of the gene ISOC2, whose product is annotated as isochorismatase domain containing 2. Gene Ontology annotation, cellular component: cytoplasm. NCBI's taxonomy places the organism in Eukaryota, Metazoa, Chordata, Testudines, Emydidae. The record is from RefSeq and is a predicted model, not a curated record.